CGCCCCGCCCUGUCUGCGGCCGCACUGCGGAGGGAGCGAUCCUCCGGGCGCAUUAUGCUCAGCGCUAUGUCUGAGAACGACCUGCCGGACGUCGUGUGCCCGCCGGACAUGGGCGCUGACAGCUCGGAGAAGCCGAGGUUCCGGCGCUGCUACACGGGCCGGUUGACGGUGGAGCCGGUGCUGUUCUUGGCAAUGUUUUCGGUGGCGCUUCAGGGCCCGCUCACUACUCAGUAUCUGUGGGAGCGGCUUAGCGCUGACAUCGGCUACAAUGGGAGCAAGACCGAGGGCUGCACUAACAGCACGAACCCCCUGGAGAAGGAAGUGCAGUCCCUGACAUCACAUUGGAGUCUUUACUUGAACCUGAGUGGUCUGCUGGUUGGCCUCUUCUCUGUGAUGCUGCUCGGCCCCUGGAGCGACCAUGUGGGACGUCGCACAGUACUCAUCGUUCCAUUCAUCGGACUGACCUUGCAAGUUGUCGUCUACCUUGUGGUCAUGUACCAAGAUCUACACGUUGGUUUUUUAUUACUUGGGCGCAUUAUUGGCGGCAUCACUGGUGAUUUUAACAUGAUCCUUGCUGGUUGCUUUGCCUACAUAGCAGACGUCACAGAUCGACCAUCACGAACAUUCAGGGUUGCCAUCUUGGAGGCUUGCCUGGGCAUUGCUGGAAUGAUAGCCAGCAUCAUUGGAGGACACUGGCGGAAAGUUCAGGGUUACAUUAACCCUUUUUGGCUAGCGUUCGCUGUGAAUGUUUUUGCGGCCCUCUACGUUUACUUUUGUGUCCGGGAAUCGGUGAAGGACAGGAAGCCAUCCAGAUUGUUUACUAUCAAACAUUAUCAGUCAAUAUUUCGCCUCUUUACUUUGCCUGGAGAGAAUGGCCGACGAAGCAAGCUUUCCCUGUACUGUUUGGCUCUCCUGCUGGUGGUGACUGUACACAUGGGGGCCAAGGACUUGAUGGUAAUCUAUGAGCUGAGCUUUCCCCUGUGCUGGGACUCAGACUUGAUUGGUUAUGGAUCAGCAGCAGAGCACCUCACAUACCUCAGCAGCCUGGCAGGGUUACGACUCUUCCAGCUGUGCCUGGCAGACAGCUGGGUGGCAGAGAUGGGUUUCCUAUCGAACAUCUCAGGCCUGGUGGUCUUCUCCAUGGCUGCAACUACUCAAAUCAUGUUUACAGGAUAUGGUUUAAGGUUCUUCUCCAUGGCAACUACUCCAAUUAUUAGAUCCAAGCUAUCUAAACUGGUGGACGAUGGAGAGCAAGGGGCAUUAUUUUCCGUCGUUGGUUGUGUGGAGGGAAUCUCCUUCAUAUUGGCCACCAGCAUCUUUAAUUCCCUGUAUCCAGCUACACUCUACUUCAUGAAAGGGUUUGCCUUCUUGUUUGGAGCAAUCGUUCUCCUGAUCCCAGCUGGAAUCAUCGGGAUUAUUGAAAUUUGUGGCCAGAAACCUCUGUACAGCCAGUUUGCUGAAAUUUCCUGAUUGCCUUAGUGCAACAUGGUUGCAGAACUGACGAUGAUGAAUCCACUGUGGAGGAGCUGGGAUUAUAAAACGGACUGUAUGAUGCCAGGUGUCGCUCGUGAUGGAUUUUGGUCUCUCCAGGGACUCGCCAGAGCACCUUAAUCCCUUAGAAAUCUGACAAAUUUUAGACUUUUUAACCCUCUGUACUACACGUUCAGCCUACAGUGACACUGUAUAGUACUUUUACAGAUUUAACCGUCGAUAAGCUAAAUGGCCAGUUAAAGUGGUCAGACCUUGACCAGCUUGGCCAAACAUCCAUAACCCAGACCAUGACAUCUGGUACUUGACCACUGGGGGUCGGCAGAGUCCUGCGAUAAGCUGUGCACUCCGAAAGAUCCUGGCCUUGGCUGAUAGAGGGCAUUGUACAUAAAACUAAAAUGAGUUUCUUGACAGCUUUGUGCUUAGUGAAGCAUUAAUGUACUGAGCCCCCCUUACUGUUGUGACAGCCCCACCUCAUCGUACUGCUAUGUUUGCACAGACAAGCCUUUUGCAUGAAACUGCUGCUCAGACACACUAUGGGCUGAGAUGAUUCUCUCCAUGUAUGUGUACUUACAGAUGUAGCUGAGCUAAACUUGUCAUUCACUAGUAAUGCAGUUCAGUCGUAAGUCUCUGAAUUGUGGUAAUGCACUAGGUAUAUCUGCAGUGUUGUGACCUUGCAAAUCAGUGUGCCAAAUGACAAACUCUGCUCUACGACCCCUUAAAGUGAUCAUAAUGUGUUUCGUCUUCCUUUUUUUUUUUUUGCUAAGUGUUCUCUCUGAAGACAAUACUAGACCUAGGAAUAGUUGAAAUUGCCUAAUGUACAAGCUAAUACAGUCUACCUAUACACAUCUAUGACCCUGCAUGGCUAGGUACCCUGCCAGAAUAGCGCCACAUGGUGUGACGCCUGUCAUAGUGUACAAAGGUGACGCAUAAGAUGUGAAAAUCUCAGUGCAAUCAUUUAUGAAUUAAUCUGAUUUGUGUGCAUUUCUCUCAUUGUAUGUGAUAACACAUUCCAUUAAAUCUUCUA
Messenger RNA from Bufo bufo (common toad), 2515 nucleotides. It is a transcript of the gene SLC46A1, whose product is annotated as solute carrier family 46 member 1. Gene Ontology annotation, molecular function: transmembrane transporter activity. The transcript has 6 exons. Gene Ontology annotation, biological process: transmembrane transport. The record is from RefSeq and is a predicted model, not a curated record. Lineage: Eukaryota; Metazoa; Chordata; Amphibia; Anura; Bufonidae. Gene Ontology annotation, cellular component: plasma membrane. Bases 55 to 1470 code for a protein of 471 amino acids.